GAAGUUGAGCUUAAUACAAAGCUGCAGUCUCAGAUUCAGUCACAGUCAGUCAGUCUUCAGGGAGUAUGUGUCUAUGAACUGGAAACUCUAGUCUCACCUAACUUUCAUUUUUAAUCCUUUAAACAUCAAGACAAUGUGUGACAUCGAGGCAAUGCCCUUCGACCUGUGUCAAGCUUUAGACGGCCCACUUGAAUUGGAGGAGACCAGAGGAUUUGAGCCCUGCUGCUUCAACAUGACGGAUGUUCAGGACGAGGUCUUCAGACUCGACGAGGGACUGGACCUGGUGGUUUCCCAUGACCCCAUGACCAUGCAGCGCGUCGCCACCCUGCUGCUGGCAGUGAACAGGAUGAAAAAGCCCCUGAUCCGCGGUAGGAAGCUCAGUGAAGACGAGCUCUGCUGUGUGAUCAUGGACAGCCUGCUAGAUGAGACGAUUGUGAAUACAACUGAGAACUUCUCCUUGGGAGCAGAGCGAAAAACAUUCCAGCGUGUGAACAGCGAGAACAUGUGCACGCUGUGCGACACUGAUCAGAAAGCCAUCGUCCAUGGGUCGGGGGAGAUCAAACUGCAGGCCAUCACUCUGAAAGGAGGAAACUGUGAGCGCACAGUGAAUUUUAAACUGUCAAGGUACAUCAGCACCGCUGAUACUAAAUAUCAGUGUGUCCUUCUGUCCAUCACCAACCACAACUUGCACCUUUCCUGCUUCAUGAAAGACGGCAAAGCUGUGCUGAACCUGGAGGAAUGCUCCAAGGAGACUUUAGAACACAUCUCCGAUGAUGAAAACAAGGACCGUUUCCUCUUCUACAAGAGAGUCACCGGAGUGUCUCUGACCACCUUUGAGUCGGUUCGGUGCCCCGGCUGGUUCAUCAGCACCUCCAACGACAGCGAGCGGCAGCCCGUGGAGAUGUGUGUCGCAGACGCUGCCAGACGCGUCACCAGCUUCAAAAUAAACGCCACAAAGUAAACUAAAAAGUGUCUCUCGGUUUAAGGUUCAAUGUAUCCAGAAUUAUGCUUUUUUGUGUUGCAUUUUGCCUUUAUUCUGCCUUACUCGCCACUAGAUGGUGCAAUCGUCUGCAGCUGCAUUGAGACUGUGAGACUGGUGAGGUUAUAAUUCAGUAAAAGCCACUAAAGACAGUUUUAUUUUAUAUUAUUUCUACUCACUGACAGGAUGCUAAAUGUAUCAGCUUUGGUAAAAAAGUAACAGGAUAUUCCUUAAAAGUAUUAUUAUUAUUAUUAUUCCUUUUAGAGAAUGAAGGUAUGAGCAUGUUACAAGUUUAAUACUGUGAUGAGCUAAAUAUGCCUGGUUCUGUGGAAUAAAUAUUCUUAUUUUAUGUAUUUUUGUUUGUAUUUUUAGUUUUUUUGUAUUUAUAAGCCUUUUGUGGUUGCAGCUUUAAAUGUCUGCAUGUAGACAUUUAAAGGGAAAAAAACAGAAUAAAACAAAUAAAACAUCAGUCGACACAGAAUUAAAUCUGUCUGGUGUAAUUUUGAUUUAUUUGACUUCUUGAUUUCGAGUUUAUCUGUUUAUUUGUUUGUUGUUUGAGUUGAUUUGAUGGUAAAUUAGUUGUUAAAGCUGUGGAAUCUGUUAUAUAUUUGCUUUAUUAUCUUCAUCUUUGUCAUGUAAUGUUUGCUUUUGUUGACCAAAAAAAAACAAGUUAUAUGAAUGUUAUUUUCUCCAUUUAUAUUGAAUGAAUUAUGCUAUAAAUGAUCUUUCUUUCCAUAAUAAUAAAAUAAAGCCACUGAUUAUCUAUAAUUUCUUUGAUAGAAACCUGAUGCUUUUUGCUAAAUAUUGUUGUGUUUUGUCAACAAUAUACCUUUAAACUCAAUAAAUGCUUUAUUUCUUUAAGUA
Molecule: messenger RNA, 1843 nt
Organism: Morone saxatilis (striped sea-bass)
Lineage: Eukaryota; Metazoa; Chordata; Actinopteri; Moronidae
Gene: il1b
Product: interleukin 1, beta
Exons: 6
Coding region: 134-961 (275 amino acids)
Biological process (GO): neutrophil activation; macrophage chemotaxis; regulation of non-canonical NF-kappaB signal transduction
Molecular function (GO): cytokine activity
Source: RefSeq, a predicted model, not a curated record